Messenger RNA from Callithrix jacchus (white-tufted-ear marmoset), 2401 nucleotides. It is a transcript of the gene FASTKD2, whose product is annotated as FAST kinase domains 2. Gene Ontology annotation, biological process: mitochondrial RNA processing; regulation of mitochondrial mRNA stability. The record is from RefSeq and is a predicted model, not a curated record. Gene Ontology annotation, molecular function: RNA binding. Gene Ontology annotation, cellular component: mitochondrial matrix; ribonucleoprotein granule. Lineage: Eukaryota; Metazoa; Chordata; Mammalia; Primates; Cebidae.
UUAAGUAAGUCCUUCAGCUACAACCGCGAACGUAUACUUUUUGACCUUUGAGGGAAUCCGUAAAACCUCGUGAGACUCUCAGCUCUCGGGGAAGCUGUCAUGGCUGCGCCUGUAUGUAGACGCGGGGUUCUACCCUAAGGAAAACCACAGCACAUUUUCUUUUUCACUAGUAGAAGUGACGUUGGUUUCAUAUUGACAACUUUAAAGCUUUUUGGAAGUGUUUCAGUGGAGAGCAAAAUGAAUAACAAAGCAGGCUCCUUGUUAUGGAACCUUAAACAAUUCAGGACUUUCGUUCCAACAAGCAGAACUAUGAGGCUGUAUCCUUUGGGACUUUGCAAACCAAAAAUAGUUUAUUCAGACUGGAACACUUUAAAUGACUUUCAUAAGAGAAUGCAGUCAUCCGGUAUCAUUAGAUAUCUCUUUCAGGAUGCAUUCAUUUUAAAAUCAGAUGUUGGCUUUCAAAAAAAGGGCAUGAGCACUGUAACAGCCCUUAGAAUUGACAGACUACUUUGUGCUAGAAGAUUGUCUUUUGACUCAAAGCAGUCUCUUGUCUCUGUUGAUAAAUCUAAUGAUGGCUUGAAGAAAGUAAACUUUCAUCACGAAGUCUCCAAUGAAGAUGUUCUUAACAACGAAACAAAACCAAAUCGUAUCAGCAAUAGUACACUGUCUCAGGAGUGUAAUUCCCUUAGUGAUGUGUUAGAUACAUUUUCAAAAGCACCUACAUUUCCUAGUAGCAACUAUUUCACAGCAAUGUGGACAAUUGCCAAAAGACUGUCUGACGAACAGAAGCGCUUUGAAAAACAACUGAUGUUUAGCCACCCUGCAUUUAAUCAGCUGUGUGAACAUAUGAUGAGAGAAGCCAAGAUCAUGCAAUAUAAGUACCUGCUGUUCAGCCUUCAUGCCAUAGUGAAGCUUGGAAUCCCUCAGAACACUCUUUUGGUACAGACUUUGCUGAGGGUGACCCAGGAACGUAUCAAUGAGUGUGAUGACGUGUGCCUUUCAGUUUUGUCAACUGUUUUAGAGGCAAUGGAGCCAUGCAGGAAUGUUCAUGUUCUACAAGCAGGAUUCAGAAUACUAGCUGAUCAGCAAGUUUGGAAAAUAGAAGAUGUCUUAACAUUACAAGCUGUGAUGAAAUGUAUUGGAAAAGAUGCACCGAAUGCUCUUAAGAGGAAACUGGAGAUGAAAGCCUUGAAGGAAUUAGACAGAUUUUCUGUUGUGAAUAGCCAGCACAUGUUUGAGGUACUAGCUGCCAUGAAUCAUCGAUCUCUUAUACUCCUGAAUGAAUGCAGUAAGAUGGUCCUAGGUAAUAUCCAUGGGUGUCCUUUAAAAAUAAUGAUCAACAUAUUGCAGUCCUGCUCAGACCUCCGAUACUAUAAUUUAGAUCUCUUCAAGGGACUAGCGGAUUAUGUGGCUACAACUUUUGACAUCUGGAAGUUCAAAAAAGUUCUUUUUCUUCUCAUUUCAUUUGAAAACCUUGGUUUUCAACCUGUUGAUUUAAUGGAUCUGUUUAUGAAGAGAAUAGUAGAGGAACCUGAAUCCCUAAACAUGAAAAGCAUUAUAUCUAUUCUUCAUGUUUAUUCUGCUCUCAAUCAUGUCUACAAAUGCCAGAACAAAGAACAGUUCCUAGAAGUUAUGGCUAGUGCUCUGACUGGUUAUCUUCACUGUAUUUCUUCUAAAAACUUACUGGAUGCAGUGUAUUCAUUUUGCUUAAUGAAUUACUUUCCUCUGGCUCCUGUUAAUUGUCUUCUCCAAAAAAACGUCAUCAGUGAGCUGCUGACAUCAGAUGACAUGGGGAAGAAUGUCCACAAGCUGCAUAUUUUGGAUACUUGUCUAAAACUUGAUGAUACUGUUUAUCACAAUGACAUAGACUUAUCACUCCCACAGCUUCCACAGGAGCCACCGUCACUUCCAAACACAAAGGUGACAGAGGUGCUGAGCAGCCUUCUGGGAGGUGAAGGACACUUCUCAAAAAAUGUGUACUUGCCACACAAUUAUCAUAUUGAUUUUGAAAUCAGAAUGGACACUAACAGGAAUCAAGUGCUUUCACUUUCUGAUGUGGAUGCAACUUCUGUUACAGAUAUUCAAAGAGUAGCUGUGCUGUGUGUUCCUAAAUCUGCUUAUUGUUUGGGUUCAACCCAUCCCAGAGGAUUCCUUGCUAUGAAAAUGCGGCAUUUGAAUGCAAUGGGUUUUCGUGUGAUCUUGGUCAAUAACUGGGAGAUGGACAAACUAGAGAUGGAAGAUGCAGUCACAUUUUUGAAGACCAAAAUCUAUUCAGUAGAAGCUCUUCCUGCCGCUGCUGUAAAUUUGCAAAGCACAUAAUAAAAUGAGAAUCAACCUUUUUGUAUUAGGAGACAUGCAUUUGUAAAAAUUAAUAAAGGCCACUCUCCAGUUGUCAAUGGAA